AUGAGCUCAUCGCAAGCUACAUCUACGAUUCGUGGCCAGUGCCACUGUGGCCUAGUUACUUAUGAGUUUCCUCCUGCUCCUUCCAUGGACAUGGAGGCAUCAGACACACCCCAGUUACUCAAGGAUAAUAUUGUUCCCCCAUCCAAGCAGCAGUUUGCAGAAAGAAGUGGAAACGUCAACAAGUGGCGAGCUAGCCACUGCCAUUGCGGCGCUUGCAGGAGGACGGUUGGGGCGCUGAUGGUGGAUUGGGUCAACGUUCCUACGAAUGUGAUCAAGAUUACUCGCAAUGGGGAAACUGGGAGGUACAGGGCGUCCAACCACGCCACCAGAGAAUUCUGCAAAAAAUGCGGUACUGCUCUCUUUUUCUUGGACGACGAGGACACGGAGAUUGUAGACGUCAAUGUAGCGUCCAUCACCACCCCCAAUGUGUUUGACUACAUCGAGUACGGCGGUCACAUUUGGCUGGGGGAUGUCAAGGAUCUCGUUCUAGACGAGGACAAGAAGGGAGGAGGUCUUGCUGGAAUACUCAAUGACGGACUCCCCCGGACCACAGAGUCAAACGACGAGCCCAUGUCGGGGCCAGCGACCCAACAACCAGAAGAGACGCUUACAAUCUCUGUCGACGAUCAUGAGACGUUCAUGCAGCGACAUCUCCCGGAUCUUGGUCAGGAAGUUGAAGAUACGCAAGUGUUCAGCUGGCCGCUAUCAAAUUGGAAGAAGCUUGACCGCAAGAUAACGAGUCCAGAGUUCCCGAGAGUACUCCUUUUCCCAUUUGGCAAUGCCAGCGCCCCGCCAAACGAUUCCAUGUCGAUAUAUCUGGACUACGUACCACCCAAGAAUUCUGAAAACUGGCAUGCCUGCGCCCAGUUCGCGCUCGUCCUCUCAAAUCCAAGUGAUCCAACAAACUUUGUUGUUAGCCACGCCCACCAUCGAUUCGUUCCCGAGGAAUGCGACUGGGGUUUUACUCGAUUCUACGACUUACGCAAGCUGUUUCAAGCUCCUGAUCCAGCACGACAUCCCAUUAUCGAGAACGAGUCCGCCAUUGUGACGGUAUUCGUGCGCGUCCUCAAAGACCCUACUGGGGUCCUGUGGCACAACUUUGUAAACUACGACUCUAAGAAAGAGACUGGUUACGUCGGUCUCAAAAACCAAGGGGCGACAUGCUACAUGAACUCGCUUCUUCAAUCACUAUACUGCACCCGUUACUUCCGCAAGGCCGUGUAUCAAAUCCCAACAGAAAACGACAUCGCAUCGGAGAGCGUUGCUCUCGCAUUACAACGUGUAUUCUACGGACUGCAGACGUCUGAUCAACCAGUUGGAACCAACGAGUUGACCAAGUCAUUUGGAUGGAAAUCUCUCGACUCUUUUAUGCAACACGACGUUCAAGAGUUUAAUCGAGUCCUGCAGGACAAGCUCGAGUCCAAGAUGAAGGGUACAGCAGCUGAAGGUGCGAUCAAUCGCCUCUUUGUCGGAAAGAUGAAGAGUUACAUCCGUUGCGUCAAUGUCGACUUUGAAUCGUCGAGAACGGAGGAGUUUUAUGAUAUCCAGCUCAACGUGAAGGGUAUGCGCAACCUUCGCGAGUCCUUCCAGGACUACGUUGCCGUCGAGACUCUCGAGGGAGACAACAAGUACCAAGCGGAAGGACACGGCCUUCAAGAUGCAAAGAAGGGUGUGAUCUUCCAAUCCUUCCCCCCUGUCCUUCAUCUUCAACUCAAACGCUUCGAGUAUGAUAUCCAGCGAGAUGCGAUGGUCAAGAUUAAUGACCGUCAUGAAUUCCCAUUCGAGAUUGAUCUCGAGGAAUUCCUCGACGAAACCGCCGAUCGUUCUGAGCCACACGUCUACAAGCUCCAUGGUGUCCUGGUCCACUCUGGAGACCUCCAUGGCGGACACUAUUUCGCUCUCAUCAAGCCGGAUCGAGAGACUCGAUGGCUAAAGUACGACGACGACCGCGUAACCCCCGUCACAGACAAAGAGGUGCUAGAAGAUAACUACGGCGGAGAAUCUACCACUGGUUUAUUGCAGCACCAACGGCAACAAGUACGCACGUUGAAGCGUUUCACCAAUGCGUACAUGUUGGUCUAUAUUCGCGAGUCAAAAUUGGACGAAGUCCUCGGCCCCUUGGCAGAGGCUGACACUCCUGUACACCUCAGGAAAAUGAUUGAGGAAGAGCAACGGCAAGCCGAGCGUAAGAAGAGAGAACGCGACGAGCAGCACCUCUAUCUCACUGUCAAGAUUAUCACGGACCAGAGUUUCCAACAACACCAGGGCUUUGAUCUUGCCACAUUCGAGGACAAAAAUUGGCCCGCAUCCGAAGUUCCGACGUUCCGUGUCCUUAAACAAGAGACAUUUGUCAAAUUCAAAGCAAGAGUCGCACAAAGCGUGAACAUUCCGCCUGAUAGGAUUCGUCUCUGGGUUCUCGUCGGUCGUCAGAACAAAACAGUGCGACCAGACGUCCCUGUUCCGGAUCAUGACGCCUCCAUGACAAUGGAGAUGGUUCGCAACACGAUGGCGGUCCGAUCUGCUGAACUCAGAUUGUUCCUCGAUAUUCGCUCGGAAGUCGAAAAAGUUCACCCUGAGCCAAAUGGAAACACUUUGAUGAUUUUCCUCAAAUACUUUGAUGCUGCGAAGCAACAACUGUAUGGUGUAGGAAAGAUUUACGUUCAACGACAAAUGCGAGUUGGAGACCUCUCUGGAAUAGUUUGCGAGAAGAUGCGCUGGCCUAGUUCGACACCCCUUAGGUUUUUCGAGGAGAUCAAGCCCGGGAUGAUUGAACUCAUGAAGACCAAGGCGACAUUUGCUCAAAGCGAGAUUCAAGACGGCGACAUUAUCUGCUUCCAGGUCGAACUCUCUGACAAGGACGUAUUGGAUCUCGAGAGCCAAGGUCUCUCUGCUUCGCCAGUCUCAUUCUACGACUUUUUGCAAAACCGUAUCAUCAUCCACUUCCGACCCAAGGACGAGCAGAGCAUUGAGGAAGGCUUUGACCUCACGCUCAGCAAGAAGAUGACUUAUGACAUGAUGUCGCAAAAGGUCGGAGACUAUCUCAAGCACGACCACCUCAAAUUGCGCUUUACGACCACUCAGUCAAACGGGCAACCAAAGCAAGUCCUCAAACGAGCGCUUAAUCAAGCCGUUUCCGAAAUUAUACAGCCAACUUAUCUGGCUCAUCAAACUCCAACCAUCCUCUACGAGUUGCUGGAUGUUCCAAUAUCCGAGUUGGAAACGAAGAGAAGCUUGAAAAUUGUGUGGACUGGUCUUCACAACAAGGAAGAAGGCGCCUUCCCCUUCUUGUUACCAAAGACGUACACAGUCGCCGAGUUGGCAGACCAAGUCAUUAAGAACGUAACGCUCUCACCCACUGGCACGGGUAGAAUACGUUUGUUUGGCAUCUCUAAAGACGGCAAGCGACAAGAAGAGUUGAGUGGAGGCGAGAUGAUUGGCAAUCUCUCCGAUGCUGCCGAGCUCUACGCAGAGGAAAUUCCUGUCGAGGAAGCCCAAGCAGACGAGGCCGAUAAGGUCAUUUUUGCUUAUCAUUUCUACCGCGAGCCCACUCGUGCACAUGGUGUGCCCUUCCGAUGUGUAUGCAAACCGAACGAAACGUUUGCCGAAACGAAGAAACGGCUAGCGGCGCGACUCCAGGUUCCAGAACGUGACUGGGCAAAGUAUAGAUUUGCUUUGAUACAAGAAGCUACGUUCAAGCAGCCAACGUAUAUCAACGACGAGGAUUGCUUGUAUGAUCACAAGUUUUUGUCAGACGAUGUGCUUGGGCUCGACCAUAUGGACAAGUCUGGGAAACGUACGAAUGGAGCUUAUAAGAACGAGGCGCUCGUUAUCAAGGGAUAA
Molecule: messenger RNA, 3840 nt
Organism: Serendipita indica DSM 11827
Lineage: Eukaryota; Fungi; Basidiomycota; Agaricomycetes; Sebacinales; Serendipitaceae
Source: the annotation of a GenBank genome assembly